UGGCGACGACAAUCGCAUGUAUGCCGAAGCUACCCAGCUCAUUCCUGGUGCCAACAUGCACACUGAGAGGAGAAUGGAAAAGAAGAGAAUGGAGGCGUAUCCUCGCAAGAAGGUGCACUCCAGCAACAACCAGCAGCACCGAAUCAGUAAGCCGGAGCGUUCCUUCUUCUGCUCGCACCAUGGUAAGAAUACUACACAUGAGUCGAGCAAAUGCUUCACCCUGGCCAACAACAAGGCCAAAGUAGCUGCCCCCACCAAGCGCAACCCCUGCAGGCGGUGUGGAGAAAACUACUUCCGUGGCCACGUCUGUAAGGACAGUGAGCCAGUCCUGAUGGUCUCGCAGGUCCCUGCCAAGGAGAAGUCUGAGCAAGUGCUCAAGGCGAUCCAAGACAGUGUCGACUUGGAACUCGAAGACAUGUCUUUCGACUGUAAAGAACCACAAACUACUUGGAAUGAUUGACACUGGCAGUGCACGCACUUUCAUUAGUUUACAAUGUUUGAAUGAAAAUUUAAAUAUAAAUAAAAUAAAUUCAUCAAAUGGUUCCUUC
Messenger RNA from Phycomyces blakesleeanus NRRL 1555(-), 548 nucleotides. RefSeq lists its product as hypothetical. The transcript is spliced from 2 exons. The annotation marks the transcript as partial. NCBI's taxonomy places the organism in Eukaryota, Fungi, Mucoromycota, Mucoromycetes, Mucorales, Phycomycetaceae. The record is from RefSeq and is a predicted model, not a curated record.